Trichomycterus rosablanca is the source of this 2183-nucleotide messenger RNA. It is a transcript of the gene arhgdia, whose product is annotated as Rho GDP dissociation inhibitor (GDI) alpha. Bases 111 to 722 code for a protein of 203 amino acids. Lineage: Eukaryota; Metazoa; Chordata; Actinopteri; Siluriformes; Trichomycteridae. The record is from RefSeq and is a predicted model, not a curated record. The transcript is spliced from 6 exons. Gene Ontology annotation, cellular component: membrane; cytoplasm; cytosol. Gene Ontology annotation, molecular function: protein binding; Rho GDP-dissociation inhibitor activity. Gene Ontology annotation, biological process: Rho protein signal transduction.
GUCUGCUAGCGCCGCUCCCUCCUCGCGCCAUUGAGCAGUCAGUGAAGCUGACGCUGGUCUGAAGACUUUCAUCCAUUAAACAGAGCACUUGUAACUGUACGCAGUAGAUCAUGGCCGAGCAUGAACCCACCCCGGAGCAGCUAGCAGCCAUUGCUGCUGAGAAUGAGGAGAGCGACUCUGUAAACUACAAGCCACCAGCACAAAAGAGCCUGCAGGAGAUCCAGGAGCUGGAUAAGGAAGAUGAAAGCCUGCGCAAGUACAAGGAGGCUUUGCUCGGCUCGAGCUCAGUGGCAGUAGAUGCUAAUACUCCCAAUGUCCUGGUGACACGACUUACUUUAAUGUGUGAAGCGGCUCCUGCGCCUCUGGUCCUUGACUUGCAAGGAGACCUGGACACUUUUAAAAAGCAGUCAUUCGUGCUGAAAGAAGGAGUGGAGUACAAGAUAAAGAUCAGCUUCAAGGUCAACAAGGAGAUCGUUUCAGGACUGAAGUAUGUACAACAAACCUUUAGGAAAGGUGUCAAGCUUGACAAAUCCGACUACAUGGUGGGGAGCUAUGGGCCACGGCCGGCCGAGUACGAGUUUCUCACUCCGCUGGAGGAGGCCCCCAAAGGAAUGCUGGCCCGCGGCACCUACAACAUCAAGUCCAAAUUCACCGACGACGACAAGCACGACCACCUUUCCUGGGAGUGGAGCCUGAACAUCAAGAAGGACUGGAAAGAUUGAGCUGCUCCUGAACCUCAACUGCUUUUCCUCUCUGUUUUUUCAUUGCUCCUACCUCUCUCUUCUCCCCCUCCCUACCUUCACAUCACAAGUCCCAUCAUCAUGGAAUAACCGGUUAGUCGACAAACACCCCUCAGAUCUAUCACUCCGUCCACCUUCCUAUUGAAUCCUUCUUUGCUAUUCCUUCACUUCCUUCCUUUUCCAUGAGUAUUGAAGAUUUUCAUGAAAAUAUAUAUAUCUAUAUAUAUGUGAAAAACAAACAAAAUUGUGCACAAUCCAGAUUUUGAUUUUUUUUCUUGUUUGUAUAUAAAACUUUAAAAAAAGAGAGGAGAAAAAAAAAUUCAAAAACAUGAAUGCUUUCGGCAUGGCUGUUAUAAGUAAUCUUCUCUCCCCGUGUGCCUCCGUGUCCUCCCUCACCUCGUGUUUUGUCGUGUCUUGUUGUUUUACUCGCAUUCCAUUUCUUUUCUUAAUUAUUUUAAAUGACCAUGAUAUGCCUUGAAUGGGAAAUGGUUCCGUAUACUGACGUUUUGCCCACUAGCAUUCCUCCAAGUCACUGCUUUCCGUGAUCCAAAGGAAAACGAAUUGUUGUAGAGAAUUAUGGGUAUUCUGUGUGUGCCGUAAUUAAUGCAACUGACAUGUGUUGCUUGAUUGGCUUCUAGAGGUUGUCUGCGCAUGUGGGUUUAGCCGUUUUGACUUUGUACUCACGAAAGGAGCUCCGCUGGUCAGCCUUCCUGGUAUUGAUGUGUCAUUUUCUUCGCCGUGUGGCCUUAAAAAAAUUCCUGUAGCAAGAUUUUUGAUGAGCUCAUUGCCUUUAUGUUUUAUAUUCAAUUAAAAAAAAUUCCACCUCUUGAAGCUGAAUGUUCUCCAAAUACAACUGCUUCCAGUUGGGAAGGAUCUUUUAUCUGGUGCCUCAUCUGCUCAUCUACAUUCAGGAUAGACGAAACAUGAAGGCUAGUAGAAGUAUGCUGGAUGGAAGACAUCCUGGCCACCCUUGCUCCUUCUCGAUCGUCUUGAUUUGUGCUUCUGCUUUGUAUCCUUCUCCCGAAUGUAUCCAUUUUUAAGGCAGGUGCUUAAUUUGAGAUGUGCCCUUUGUGUGUGGUCUACUCAGCACUAAAGAGAUUUCUCGAAGCAGAAAGGGCUGUUUCUACCUGCAGACCUCGAGUACUUCUGUACUGAAGAAAAUCACUGGUUGUGCCUCCACUAUUAACAAUCACAAGCUGCUCUGUAAACAUCUUAAAAUCUACAAACAUGAAGUCAAAACUCUAAGGUGGGAUGUAGUUCUCCAGUUCAGAACAGCCUGGUGUAUACACACAGUCAUCUUCACACCAUUGCCAGUAAUGUUGCAUGAAGAUUUUUUUAGCACUUUUUUUUUAUUUUUUUUCCACUUGGUCUUUGUACUUGUUCUCUCACUGUGGAAGGAGAUUACUGCUCAUCUGUGUCAACAUUAAAGUGUUCAGAAUGGAA